AACAAAUCUAAAAUCCAAAUGGUGUGGUGCAGAAAUAGUUUCGUCCUAUUUCAUUCGGUUUCCCCGACAAAACCAACAAAGUUUCAUGUCCCCAAACUCACAAAUCUACAGAACACACGAAAAACAGUUGCACUGCGUCGUCGUCACAAACAUGUACUACGUUGUUUUACAUAUAAAUUCCAAAAAACAGUACACAAAAGCAGCAGCAUCUACGUAUGGACGAAAACUACGCAAACACACAUGAAACGCUUUACCCUCCAACAAACAUCUUCAUCUCCUUCUUCCUCAAGACCUAACAAAUCAAUGACUUCUUCACUUGCUUCCUUUUUCCUCUCAAACCCUCGUCCUUUUCGUCCUCCCCAAAACCCUAAUUCCAACCCCCAUCUCGUUUUCCCACUUCGCACCCUCAAUUUCUCUUCCAAAUCUACCCCACCCCCACCUAACCCCGAUUCAAAACCACCCACCAUUCAAGAACCACCGUUCCCACCUCCUCCUCCUACGGCGGCGCGUGAGAAGAAAUCAUUCGCGGUGGCGACUGGGGAGCUAUUUCUUGGGAUUGCUUCACGAGUAUUGAGGCGUGGGAAUAAUAUAGUUAAUGGAUGGAAUGAGGAGCCGACACGUGUGACUAUGUUUAAGGAGGAUGAUGACGAUGAAGAGAGUAGUGAAUCGUAUUUCUUGAAAAGGAGGAAAGAAGGGAUAGCGACAGUGGUUGAGGACCCGGUUCAACCUGAAGUUGUGUGGGAGCAAACUGAGAAGGAUUUGGAAGCCGAGAAGAGGUUAAAAAAAGUGACUAGUCCUGGAUUUAGUUUCUCUGCUGCUGGGCUUUUGUUUCCGUAUCAUCUUGGUGUUGCUAAGCUUCUAAUUGAGAAAGGUUAUAUCAAGGAGACAACACCACUAGCUGGUUCAUCUGCCGGUGCCAUUGUCUGUGCAGUGGUUGCUUCUGGUGCCAGUAUGCAAGAGGCUCUAGAUGCUACUAAAAUAUUAGCUCAAGAUUGUCGGCUCAAAGGGACAGCAUUUCGCUUAGGGGCUGUUCUUAGAGAAGUUCUUGAGAAAUUUCUUCCUGAUGAUGCUCAUAUUAGGUGUAAUGGAAGAGUUCGUGUUGCUGUUACACAGAUACUUUGGAGGCCCAGAGGCUUAUUGGUUGAUCAGUUUGAUUCUAAGGAGGAUCUUAUCAAUGCUGUCUUCACUUCUUCUUUUAUCCCCGGAUAUCUUGCUCCACGACCGGCCACGUUUUUCAGGAAUAGACUGUGUAUUGAUGGGGGGCUGACACUGUUUAUGCCACCGACAUCUGCUGCUCAAACGGUGCGCAUUUGUGCUUUUCCAGCCAGUCGAUUGGGCUUGCAGGGAAUUGGUAUAAGUCCUGACUGCAACCCUGAAAAUAGGGCCACUCCCCGCCAGCUUUUCAAUUGGGCACUUGAGCCAGCAGAAGAUGAUAUUCUUGAUAAGCUCUUUGCGCUAGGUUAUGCGGAUGCAGCUGUGUGGGCCCUGGAGAACCCGGUCGGGGACUUACUUCAAGAUGACAGUUCUUCCAUAGGCAGCAGUCUGGCACAUUAGCUUUAUGACGAUUGAUUUAGUUCAAAGAGUGUAUGAGAUCGAGAUGAUACUACUACGUUGCAAUAGUCGGCUCAUGUAACCUGCAAAUAAGAGAAGCCUUUAGGGCACGCUUCAACAAUGAUGGAGCUGUUGCCCUUAACAAGGAGCUGAUACUGAGGAAGAACGAAGAGGGUCGGAAACUGGUGGUAGGUUAGCAGUAAGGUUUUGUAUACAUAGCAUUGCUAAGUUGUAAAUUAUAAAGGGAGGGGUAACAAAAGGAUGCACAGAAGAACAAAAAGAGCACAUGAUUUAGGAUCUGUAGUACUAUUGUUCUACAUUUCCUAUACCAUUUACUGAUGAAAAAAAGUAGAAGCAGCCCAUUAUUUUCUCUGAUUAUACAAACUCUAGUCAUUGUAGACCUUUUCAGUUACAAAUUGCUGUAUAGAGACGAAGUUGGUGUCGUGAAUAUCCUAUUUUGAAGUGGAUAGUGUUGUUAAAUACAUAUUUGCGAUAUCAUCUUUAAUAUCAACAAGAUUUAUAUCGUAA
Molecule: messenger RNA, 2079 nt
Organism: Lycium barbarum (goji berry)
Lineage: Eukaryota; Viridiplantae; Streptophyta; Magnoliopsida; Solanales; Solanaceae
Exons: 7
Coding region: 19-1554 (511 amino acids)
Biological process (GO): triglyceride catabolic process; lipid homeostasis
Cellular component (GO): cytoplasm; membrane; lipid droplet
Molecular function (GO): triacylglycerol lipase activity
Source: RefSeq, a predicted model, not a curated record